CUCGAGUCGACAUUGUUGCUUGGCGUCCUCAAAUACGCGAUCGACGAGACCAGCAGCCAUGAUCAAGCGCAGUUCCAUUCUUGGCAUGAUCGCGGCGGCGGCGGCCGGUUUGAUUCCGUUUAAUGGCUGGUACCACUGCGAGAUGAAUUCGAUCGACUACAUGUACGUUCGUGCGUCAGCGUCGUCGAAAGCAUCGCAUCGCCAUGUUCCGUUCAUGAACGUCGAGCCGUCGCUCGUCCACAGCCGCACAGCCAGUCAUAGCGGAAUGCGCCAGUUGAACUCUUAUACAAACUACGAAUGCGGCGAGUUCCAAAUGCCCAUGUGCCACGAAGAAGUCUGCCACGACUCCCGCGGAAAAACGAUCGAUGUGUUCGUCAAACGAAAACUCGCCAACCCCGAACGAGUAGCCGAGAUCGGCAAAGAAAAAGUGCUGUGGGUCAUGCAGGGCGGUCCUGGAGACUCGUCUACGGCCAUGGAGCAGCUCAUGUCGUCGUUGUACUGGGAAAUGAAUGAGACCGUGUCCAUCUACACGAUGGACCAUCGCGGGACAGGUCGCAGCAAUCGUCUCGUUUGCAAUGCCGUACGUGUCGUUCGCCGACCUUUUCGUGAUAGAUCGCCGCUCGCUACCCGUUCCUCGCGAACGUUGCUGUGCACCGCUCGUCGUCUCAGCCGCGAUCUUCAUGGUAGGCGGAAGCCAUGACAAGUGGGAGUUCGGGGGGCCUUGGCAUCACCGCCGAAGAAUACCCCGCUUGCAUUCAAGAUCUGCUUUUUCAAAUGGACAACCAUACCAAUGCGUUCUCUGUGACGAGUGCCGCCUAUGACCUGAAAAAAGUGAUCGAAGACACCCAAGCGGGCAAUGCCCAAGUGUUUGUGUACGCACUGAGCUACGGCACGUACCUGGUCGAGCGUCUGAUGCAACUGGAGUCGCCGGCCAUCGCCGGCUACGUCGUCGACAGCGUCGUGAGUCAGAGCGCGCCGGAUUUCGCCCACAUGGCGACCUUUUCCAACUGGGAUAAGGAUGUCGCAAUUGUGGGCGACCGGUUCCUUGCGCUGUGCGGCACCGACGCAUUCUGCAGCGCCAAAUUCAACCAUGCAAAUGUGUCUCAAGUCACGUGGGGCUUGUAUGCAUCGCUCGACAACGCCGCGGCAGGUGGCCGAGGUACCAACACGUGUGCCGACAUGGUCGACGACUUGGGCGUCGGCGCGCCGUCCGACUCGCUGCGGUCGCUCUUGGGCACGAUGCUGCAAAGCCCGACGUUUCGAGAGCUCAUUCCGCCGCUCGUGUAUCGUUUGGUGCGAUGCCAUGCCAAGGACGUCGAGGUUGUUCAAACAUUUCUCGACAAGUACGUCCGUGAAGAAGGGCGCUGGAGUGUGCGAGGGCCGGGCGAAGACUCGACGCUGUACUAUUCGGAGCUCCUGUACGGGCUCAUCGUGUACUCGGAGAUGUGGCAGCACCCCACGCCGUCGUACCAAGCGCUGUUCGAUUCAUUUCGCCAAGGCAUCAUGGGCGGAGACACGUAUGCUCUCGUGCAAAGUUACUGCACGUUUACAGGCUCGGUCGAUGCUGCGUGUGCCGAAUUCAACUUGCCGCCCAGUGCGCCAUUUCGAUAUGAGCCAGAUAUCUUUUGGAACGUGACCGCCACCGUCCCAGCACAUGCCUCGGCACUGCUCAUGGCCGGCGGCCUCGACCCUCAAACAGAAAUUCGAUACGCCCGAGCUCAGUACGCAGACAUGAAGGGCCAUCGGCGCUUGAUUGAGUUUCCCCAAGCUGCCCACUGCACGACGUUUUCCACCCAUCGCACCACGGGCGGCAACACGUGCGGCGUUAAAGUCCUGGCGUCGUACGUCCUUUCUAGUGGAGUGCUCGAUGCUGUCGACACGUCCUGCCUCGACGAGAUCAUUCCCGUUCGAUUUGACAGCGUUGGUGGGAAUGGGUACGCGGCCGCGUACUUUGGCACGGCCGACGCGUUCGACGGUGAAACGUCGCACUACACGUACGUCCAGCAAGCUGCGAAGAAAGGGCUCCAUGGAACAAUCCCCCAAAGCACGGAAUGGGUCGUUGCUGUCGGGUUCUUGUCCGCAGCAGUCGUGAUGGCAGUUGCCGUCGCCGUGCGAUCGUCGGUCCACCUCCGUCGGCUACGAAUCAAGUGCGAAGCCGAGACCAGGUCAACCGAUCCCGCCGUUUUCAUGCCCGGCAUCGCGCACGACUUGACCGACGACGAAGAUCGCACGCCUGGGACUCCUCCGGACCCCGUCGUCGUGUAAUUGAACGUGGAGACGUCAUGUCAUGAGCGUCGACUGCGCCGAGUUGAUAAAACCAGCGGGGUUUCGAGGUUCAUGUGGACUGUUGUGAUUGGCCGAAAUUAUACUUGCCACAGUUUGAUUGGUUGCGAGCAUGACGUCAUGUUUACAUAAAGAUGGGGAGGUUUCAGAAUGGGCGCUUGCCGCCGUUGGGUCGGCGACGGCGAGGUCGCGGCGCGCCAAGAGCAUUGCGGU
This is a messenger RNA of Aphanomyces invadans, 2496 nucleotides long. RefSeq lists its product as hypothetical. The record is from RefSeq and is a predicted model, not a curated record. Lineage: Eukaryota; Oomycota; Saprolegniomycetes; Saprolegniales; Verrucalvaceae. Bases 697 to 2265 code for a protein of 522 amino acids. The transcript has 7 exons.